AUGAUUAUAUCUAUAUUCCUAUUUUAUUUUCUACUAAUAAUAAUAAUAUGUUCCCAUUUCGUUAAUUGCUCACACAUUCAAUGUUGUCAGGAAGCUGGUGUUCCGCAUCAUUGUGCAAAAUCGCUUUGUAAUUUGAAUGCCCCGCCAGGUGAUCUUGAACGCUAUUCAUUGUUUGACGGGCGACGAACAUGCGCAACAUAUUUACCGGAAAUUUCGACAUGUUUGGCAGAUGGGAGAGAUUCAACAGCGUGUUGUGUAAAAGAAGCCGAAUCGCCGGAUGAUUCGGCUUGUUUUGGUAUUUGUAAUGGAACGAUGGAAUAUGAUACUACUAGGAAUAUUGCGUAUUUUCAAUCGUGUUUUUCUGUGAAUACUGAUGCUAUUUAUAAAUGUAUAAAAUCGAGUCAUAAUUCAAGUCCAUCAAUGCCAAGGGAUUUGGAAUUAGAGGAACUUGGUGAAAAUUCUGUGAGACUUAAUUGGAAACAACCUUUGAAAAACGCUAGAUAUGUUACUUUUUAUAAAGUUCAUGUUGUUGAAAGUCGAAAUAUGAGAAAUACACCAAGUGUUUAUUCCACCAAAAAUUUGGAAUUCACAAUAAACAACUUGAAAAGCGAAUCAACCUAUUCAUUUUUCGUCAUUGCUCAUGGUAAAAGUUAUCAAGGAAACGAUGAAUAUUAUAAAUCUACACCAUCUAAUAUUAUUCAUUUCACAUUAUCCAAAAAUAUUUUGGUUUUCGACAAAAUCAAACGACUUCCAAAACAAGCAGACAGUGCAGAAUUAUCUUGCCAUUUGAAAGUUCUUCAUGGAACAAAACCGAUUGUUGAGUGGGAAAAAUCAACUAUCGAUGGAACUCAAAUAAUUGAAAAUUCUCAAAAUCGUUUUAUAAUUACACAAUAUUCAUCAGAUACUACGCCGCGAUUUAUGGUUUCAUCUUUAGAAAUCAGAAACCUUCAACCAUCUGAUUUCACAGUUUAUCGAUGUCAUAUCAAAGGACAAUCUCAAGAAUAUGGACAAAUUGAAAUUCAAAGUCAUUCAUUUUCCGAUUCUCCUCCAGAAUCAAACCCACCACAAACAAUCAACGAAUGUUGUUUGGAUUCAAUAAGUCAACCUCAUUGUAAAUCAAUGUGUAAUAUGAAUCCACUUCGAAGAUCGAAUUUUGCACCAAUGACAAGGUGUAUGACUGAAUUUCACAAUUUAUUCAGAUGCACUUUAACACAUAUGAAUAAUGCUGCAUGUUGCAUCAAAUCCAAGGUUAGUUAGCUAUUUUUUUAAUUUUUAGAUUGGUAAGCAACUUUAAAAAAAAUUCACUGUUUCAGAUUCCAUAUCAAUGCCUUGGAUUAUGUGAAGGCAGCUAUGAUCUUGACUUUUUUGAACUGGCCACAUGCUUAUCUUAUGAUGAUAAGGUAUGUAGAAAGACUAGCGAUUUUUGAUUUAAUAGAACAUUCAGAUUGGACAAUGUCAAGCUGAAACGCUGAAUUUGCGACCUCAACCAGUUUCAGAUGUUGAGAACUCCUAUUCUGAAAAUGAUGGUACAUUCACAUUCACAUGGGCUCCAUCAAUAGGUGCUAAGGUAAGUGGGAAGUUCUGGAAAAUGCUGAAAAUGGGAAGCUGAAGAGACCGAACUUCAGAACUACUAACUUCUCCAGAAAUUCAAAAAUUCUACAGAAGUUACUCUAACUUGAUUCGCUCCUUAAUCCUAACAUUUUUUAAGAUUUAUCAUAUCUACAAAAGAUUCAACGGAGAAAAAUGGUCUUCUGAAACUUCAAAUCUUACAAAAUACACGACUGAAAAUGUUGAUGAGGUAAGCUUUUUCCCCAGACUUUUUUUUAGAAGGACUGCUCUCAAGAUCAAAAAUUUCCAGAUCGUAUUCCUGGCAGUAAAUGAUUACGGUGUGUCAAACCAGAAUCGAUUAAUAUUCAUCGACGGGAAAUGGAUUACUCCUCGUUAA
Molecule: messenger RNA, 1945 nt
Organism: Caenorhabditis angaria
Lineage: Eukaryota; Metazoa; Nematoda; Chromadorea; Rhabditida; Rhabditidae
Source: the annotation of a GenBank genome assembly